AUGCGGAAGCGCUUUGGCCACGCCCCUUUUUUCCCAUCCCCCCUUUCAGCCAAUCAGCGCCUUCGCCGUCUCCGGGCUCAGCCAAUCAGCGCGAGGCCCUCCCCGGAAGCUCCGCCCCCUCCGCCCCUCCCCCACCGCGGCCGCGGAGCCGCCGCCGCUCCAGCUCACCUGGCGGGUCCCAGGGCUCACCUGGUGACGUCAUUUCCGCCCAAAGCCCCACCCACAGCUCACCUGGUGACGUCAUUCCCGCCUCGAGCCCCGCCCACAGCUCACCUGGUGACGUCAUUCCCACCCAGAGCCCCGCCCACAGCUCACCUGGCGCUGGCCACGCCCACUCAGGUGAUUGGCCCCGCCCAGUGCCCCAAGGCCUUCGCCCAGGCCGGAGCCUUCCGGAAGCACCUGAGGGCCCACGCGGGGCUCCGCCCCCACAGGUGCGGCUCCUGCCCCAAAGCGUACGCCGAGCGCAAGGACCUGCGCAACCACCUGAGGGCGCACACAGGUGAGCGCCCCUACCUGUGCGCCGAGUGCGGGAAAAGCUUCGGCCGCUCGUCGUCGCUGUCGUGCCACCAGCGCAUCCACGCGGCCGCCAAGCCCUUCCCGUGCCUGGGUGAGCGCCCCUACCUGUGCGCCGAGUGCGGGAAAAGCUUCGGCCGCUCGUCGUCGCUGUCGUGCCACCAGCGCAUCCACGCGGCCGCCAAGCCCUUCCCGUGCCUGGGUGAGCGCCCGUACCUGUGCGCCGAGUGCGGCAAGAGCUUCGGCCGCUCGUCGUCGCUGUCGUGCCACCAGCGCAUCCACGCGGCCGCCAAGCCCUUCCCGUGCCGCCUCUGCGGCAAAUCCUUCACGCAGCUCUCGUCCUACCAGAGCCACCAGCGCGUCCACACCGGCGAGCGCCCCUACCUGUGCCCGCAGUGCGGCCGCACCUUCGCCGACCCCUCCAGCUUCCGCCGCCACCAGCGCGCCCACCAGGGCCUGAAACCGCACGGCUGCGCCGAUUGCGGCAAAACCUUCCGGCAGCCGGCGGAUCUGGCGGUGCACCGGCGCACGCACACCGGCGAGCGGCCGUGGCGGUGCGGGGAGUGCGGGAAGGCGUUCGUGGCGUCGUGGGAUUUGAAGCGGCACCGGCUGACGCACUCCGGGGAGAGGCCGUGGCGCUGUGGGGAGUGCGGGAAGGCGUUCGGGGAGAGGGCGGCGCUGGGGAAGCACCGGCGGACGGGUUCGGGGGAGCGUCGGGGCUGA
Messenger RNA from Taeniopygia guttata (zebra finch), 1236 nucleotides. The record is from RefSeq and is a predicted model, not a curated record. Lineage: Eukaryota; Metazoa; Chordata; Aves; Passeriformes; Estrildidae.